AUGAUGAGUGAUGACCACUACGGCAAAUGGACCUCUCGGUCCGGCAAAGCUAGUUGGAAGUUGGAAGUGCUGCGCAGCGUAAAUGACGCGAUUCCGAAGUUCACCGACAUCUUUGACGAAGAGACGUUCUACUUCACGGCGUUUCUCGUCGUUGUCAGCAGUGAGCGUACUAUUCCACUGUUUAUAUCUCGUCAGGACGUGUUCGUGCAAGCACCCACUGGCAGUGGCAAAACACUCGCGUUUGUUUUGCCUCUUCUUGAGAUUCUCCUAAGACGUGAAGAAAAAUGGGGAAAAUUUGAGGUUGGCGCUAUCGUGGUAGUUCCCAAUCGAGAACUGGGUCUGCAGAUUCACGAUGUUUUGGCGCCUUUUCUGGAAGCACUUCCUUUCCUCCGUCAAGUGGUUUUCUGUGGCAAACGAAAGAUCACCGUCGACGUCACGGAGUUCAGGAACGAGGGGGGAAACAUAGUAAUCGGAACUCCGGGACGAUUGGAAACCUUGCUUGAAGCGAGCAGUGAGGAGUUUUCGCUGUUGAACUACGUGAAGUCGCUCGAUGUUCUUAUUCUGGAUGAAGCUGACCGUUUACUUGAAAGAGGUUUUUCGAAGAGUAUGGACAAGAUUUUGUCAACGCUGACCAAACAGCGCAGAACCGGCUUGUUUUCAGCCACGCUGACCGACCAGGUAGAGGAGGUGAUCAAGGUUGGCUUACGAAAUCCGGUCAAAGUCAUCAUCGACACUGAAGAUCACGUGUUGGUGCCUAGCGAAGUUGACGCCUCCUCACGGAUGCGUAAAAUGCCAACUUCAAUCAAGAACUACUAUGCGGUGAGUGUCUGUAUAUGUUUGUGUGGGAGAGGCACAGAUAUAGAGAGGAUUAUUUCUAGCCAUGCUUCCUCGCUCAGGAAUGACAAAUGAGA
Molecule: messenger RNA, 911 nt
Organism: Soboliphyme baturini
Lineage: Eukaryota; Metazoa; Nematoda; Enoplea; Dioctophymatida; Soboliphymatidae
Source: the annotation of a GenBank genome assembly